CAGUGACCGAGCCACGGUCCGGUGAACUAGAGACGCCCACGAGGGGGGCCCUACCCAGGGGAAGCCGGGAUGGCCACAGCCUUGGCAGAAAAGGCCACGUUGAGUCUGAGGAUACUCCCUCCCCUGUUGCUACUCUCCGCAUGGCUCGCCCGGGCCUUCCCAGUCCCCGGGGCAUCCCCAGAAGAGAAAAACGCGCGAGUCGUUCAGGAUUACCUAGAAAAGUUCUACCAGUUACCUCCAAAAGGAUUCCUGUCUGAGAGGCAGAACAGCUCUAGUGUGAUUGUUGAGAAGCUGAAAGAGAUGCAGCGGUUCUUUGGGUUGAACGAGACGGGGAAGCCGGAUCGCGAGACGCUGGAGAUGAUGCAGAAGCCUCGCUGCGGGGUGCCCGACAGUGGAGACUUCAUGUUAACCCCGGGAAACCCCAAGUGGAAACAAAUGAACCUGACCUACAGGAUUAUUAAGUACACGACACAGCUGUCAAAGGCCAAUGUGGAAGAUACUAUUAAGGAAGCCUUUCAAGUGUGGAGCAAAGUGUCACCCCUGACCUUCACCAAGAUCUCUCAGGGAGAAGCAGACAUCAAGAUCGCCUUUGUCCGAAGAGAUCAUGGCGACAAUUCUCCAUUCGAUGGACCCAAUGGGAUCCUCGCUCAUGCCUUUCAGCCGGGCCAAGGUAUUGGAGGAGACGUUCACUUUGAUGCAGAAGAAACAUGGACGUUAACUUCCAGCAAUUACAAUUUGUUUCUUGUUGCCGCCCAUGAAUUUGGCCACUCCUUGGGACUUGCUCACUCCACUGACCCCGGUGCCUUGAUGUAUCCCAACUACGCUUUCCAAGACCCCAGCACCUACAACCUCCCUCAAGAUGACAUCAACGGCAUUCAGACCAUCUAUGGUCCUUCAAACAACCCUGUCCAACCAACCGGACCAAGCACACCCACAGCCUGUGACCCCAGACUGACGUUUGACGCCAUCGUCACCCUCCGUGGAGAAAUACUGUUCUUUAAAGACAAGUACUUCUGGAGGAGACACCCUCAGCUGAGUAUCGUUGAACUCAAUUUCAUCUCUCUAUUCUGGCCAUCUCUGCCCACUGGUAUACAGGCAGCCUAUGAGGAUGUGGACAAGGACCUCGUUUUCCUAUUUAAAGGCUGCCGGUACUGGGCUCUGAGGGGCUAUGACGUUGAGCAAGGUUAUCCCAGGGACAUCUCAGACUACGGCUUCCCAAGAAGUGUCCAAGCGAUUGAUGCAGCUGUUUACUACAGGAGAAAAACCUACUUCUUUGUAAACGACCAAAUCUGGAGAUAUGAUAACCAAAGACAAUCCAUGGAACCAGGUUAUCCCAAAAGCAUAGCAAGUCUCUUUCCAGGAAUAGAAAGCAAAGUUGAUGCAGUUUUCCAGCAAAAUCAUUUCUUCCUUUUCUUCAGUGGACAAACAUAUUAUAAAUUUGAUCUUAGUGCUCACAGGGUUACUAGGAUUGAUAGAAGCAAUCGAUGGCUCAACUGCAGAUAAAGCUGAAGCAAAGUCACACAUAUUUGCAUCCAUUUUCCGCAUGUGGAAGGAAAGUCUAGUUUGCGUAGCCGUUUUCCUGGGUCCUAUUUAUACUUUUCUCAACAAUGAGUAAUGCUGUUUGCUCUCACUGUCCUCAUUGGACCUCCCUUCAGUGAAAAUACAUUUGGAGUAUCCUGUUGUCUCCAGGGCUGAUUGAGUGCCUAUGGAUUCCAUCUCAAGGGAGGAGAUGAAGCCUUCCCUGUCACCUCAGUAUUCACUAUUUCGUCACUUGCUUACCUGACUUCCAAAAUGCUUAUAUACACCUAAAUGUCCUUUAUCUGCUACAUGCCAUUCAGCACUGGGUUUUGGUGAAAUGUAGAAAUGUUUACCAGGAACAGUGUAAACAGUCCCUCUUGCCUUUACUGAAAAUGUAGUACUAUUUUCCACUCUUGGAAAAAAAAUAUUGUUGAUCCAU
Molecule: messenger RNA, 1957 nt
Organism: Zalophus californianus (California sea lion)
Lineage: Eukaryota; Metazoa; Chordata; Mammalia; Carnivora; Otariidae
Gene: MMP8
Product: matrix metallopeptidase 8
Exons: 10
Coding region: 70-1503 (477 amino acids)
Biological process (GO): proteolysis; extracellular matrix organization; collagen catabolic process
Cellular component (GO): extracellular matrix
Molecular function (GO): zinc ion binding; metalloendopeptidase activity
Source: RefSeq, a predicted model, not a curated record